GUGUGGAGCCAAAUCUAUAAGACAAACGCAAACCCCCCAACCCUAACUCUGCCCGCGUCCGACCCAUCCUCAACCGUCUCUCCGCGUCCAUGGCGGUCCUCCCCAUCCUCCAAUUCGAGGACAAGAUAGCGGAGACCGUGGCGGAGAACCCGGUGGUUGUGAUCAUCGGCGAGACGGGCUCCGGGAAGAGCACGCAGCUCUCCCAGAUCUUGCACCGUCGGGGGUACACCCGUUCCGGUGCGAUCGCCGUCACCCAGCCUCGCCGGGUCGCCGCGGUCACCGUCGCGAGGAGGGUUGCAUUUGAACUAGGUUCUCGACUUGGUGAAGAAGUGGGCUAUGCAAUUCGUUUCGAAGAUCGGACUUCUGAUAAAACCUGCAUUAAGUAUCUAACUGAUGGUUGUCUUCUUCGAGAAAGCCUAUCUAAUCCAGAACUUAACCAGUACUCAGUUAUUAUCUUGGAUGAAGCUCAUGAACGCAGUUUGAACACUGACAUAUUGCUGGGCUUAAUGAAACGCUUAAUCAAUAGACGCUCCUCAAAUUUGAAAGUUCUCAUCACUUCUGCAACCCUUGAUGGUGUCAAAGUAUCUAGAUUUUUCUCCGGAUGCCCUGUAUUAAACGUCCCAGGGAUAUUAUUCCCUGUGGAAAAAUUAUACAGCACUGAACGACCCACAAAUUAUGUCGAAUGCUGUCUGAAGACUGCUCUAGAUGUACAUGUCCGUGAACCGCCUGGAGAUGUCUUGAUUUUUAUGACAGGACAGGAUGACAUUGAUAAAAUGGUUUUUAAGCUGGAGGAGAAGAUUCAAAACCUCGAGGAAGGUUCUUGCAUGGAUGCUAUAGUCUUUCCACUUCAUGGUUCUUUACCACCUGAAUUGCAGAUUCGUGUAUUCAGUCCAGCACCACCAAACUGCAGACGGUUUAUUGUUGCUACCAACAUAGCUGAAACUUCUCUCACUGUUGAUGGUAUUGUGUAUGUCAUUGAUUCUGGUUUUGUGAAGCAGCGCCAAUAUAACCCCUCGACCGGAAUGUAUUCUCUUGAUAUCGUGCAGAUAAGUAGAGUUCAAGCUGAUCAACGAGCUGGGCGAGCCGGAAGGACUCGUCCUGGCAAGUGUUACCGGUUAUAUCCUAGAACUGUUUAUGAUGAGGAGUUUCUUGAUGCAACAAUACCGGAAAUUCAGCGAUCAUCUCUUGCUGGAAGUGUUCUUUACCUGAAGUCAUUAAGUCUUUCUGAUAUUGAUAUCUUGAAGUUUGAUUUUCUGGAUCCACCAUCACGUGAAUCACUAGAAGAUGCUUUAAGGCAAUUAUACCUCAUUGAUGCAAUUGAUGAAAAUGGACAGAUAACUGAGAUUGGAAAAGCUAUGGCUGAGCUUCCAUUGGAACCCUCGCUUGCAAGGACUUUAAUUGAGGCAAAUGAGUUGGGAUGUUUGUCUCAGGCUUUGACAGUCACAUCUAUGCUAUCAGCAGAAGUUGCAAUUCGUCCUACUCACAGUAAAAACAAAGAGAAGAAGAGAAAACAAUCAUUUUCCAAACUACCAGAUGGUUCUGGGUGGGGUGACCAUAUACAACUGCUUCAAGUAUAUGAAAGUUGGGACCGAGCCGACUAUGAUCCGAAUUGGUGCACUGACAAUGACUUGCAGGUCCGCAGCAUGAUGUUUAGCAAGGAUGUGAGGAAGCAACUAUCUCAGAUAGUACAGAAGAUGGGGAAAGGGUCAUUGGACGUAGAAUCAGGCAUGCGGCAAAAAAAAAGUGAUAAAGACUACAAAAAGCUCAGGAGAGCUUUAUGCAGAGGCUACGGAAAUCAGUUGGCCGAACGGAUGCUGCUUCACAAUGGCUAUCAUACACUUGGUUACAGGUCGCAACUUGUGCAGGUUCAUCCAUCCUCGGUGCUAGAAGCUGAUGAAGAUGGACAGUUGCCAGAUUAUGUUGUUUACCAUGAACUCAUAAAUACCUCUCGGCCUUUUAUGAGAAACGUAUGUGCAGUUGAAAUUUCAUGGGUCCAACCAAUCUCAAAGAAACUGGAGAAGAUGAACAUUGACAAGCUGAGUGGUGGCUCUGGUGCUUCAGAAAAUAAUGAGACCAUCGAGAACAAAACGAUAAAUUCACCUAUGCAAGUGGUAGAUGCCAGUGGUACACCUGGUUCCAUGGAUAGUAAAAUUCAGGCAGCCCGUGAACGAUAUCUUGCUAGAAAGGCAAAUAGAUAGAUGUUCCAGGGCGAUCUUCACUAAAAGAUAUCUGUAUAACUCUAUCGGCAAAGGUUAUGGCACUUGCUGGAAAACCCUCUAAGAGAAGUUUGCCUCCCAGGCUCACAAGGCUCUUUCAUGAACAUUACUCUGAUGACCCUAAGAAUCAAUCAGAUAAUUUUCCUUUAUAUAUAUCCAGAAGGGGAGCUUCAAACUAACCUAUCAUUCUCAUAUUGACUGGAAACAUUGACAUCAAUUAUUUCUCAGUGCAGUGCUCCUUACAAAGUUUUCCCCAGCAAAUGGAACUGUUUUUUUCUUUUUGUACCAUUAUUUUCUAUGAUUCCGAAAAGUUGCUGCAAUCUUUGGAGGAUUGCCUGUUGAAGAUGAUCUCCCUGUUGAAGAUGAUCGGUAUGAACCCCUUCCACUGCUAUCCUAAUUGAAUUCAAGUUGGUGUUCGGUUUAAACAGCAGAGUAUUAUGUCCCUUGGGAUUCAUGCGAGUGCAUUAAUGUGGUAAUAGUUCUUCCUGUAGUGAAAAGUGUUUCUGUUCGAGGUUUCAGUUUGUUGAAUAGAAAAAAAAAAAAAAAAGUCUCCAUAUCUAUUCUUCCAAAGAUUGUAAAUGGUAUUUUUGCCCCUCCAAAUUUUUUUAAAGAACAUCUAUAUAAUCCCUCCAAAUAGUUUGAUCUUGAAGUAUAUAUAUAGAUCCCUUUCUUGUAUUAGAAUCCUCCCUCUAAUGUACAUCCAUCUCACUCAUGAAAUAAAAUUAAUCAUUCUUAAUCA
This is a messenger RNA of Musa acuminata AAA Group (dessert banana), 2955 nucleotides long. RefSeq names its product probable pre-mRNA-splicing factor ATP-dependent RNA helicase DEAH4. Gene Ontology annotation, cellular component: intracellular anatomical structure. Lineage: Eukaryota; Viridiplantae; Streptophyta; Magnoliopsida; Zingiberales; Musaceae. The transcript is spliced from 17 exons. The record is from RefSeq and is a predicted model, not a curated record. The coding region runs from base 90 to 2198 and encodes 702 amino acids. Gene Ontology annotation, molecular function: ATP hydrolysis activity; RNA binding; helicase activity.